Talaromyces proteolyticus is the source of this 2602-nucleotide messenger RNA. RefSeq lists its product as uncharacterized. Gene Ontology annotation, biological process: positive regulation of transcription by RNA polymerase II; DNA-templated transcription. The record is from RefSeq and is a predicted model, not a curated record. The transcript is spliced from 5 exons. Bases 1 to 2184 code for a protein of 727 amino acids. Lineage: Eukaryota; Fungi; Ascomycota; Eurotiomycetes; Eurotiales; Trichocomaceae. Gene Ontology annotation, molecular function: DNA-binding transcription factor activity, RNA polymerase II-specific; sequence-specific DNA binding; zinc ion binding.
AUGUCGUCAACGACGCAUCAAGGUCGGUGGGAUAGGGCAUUAACCCUGAGGCGCGAUAGACGAAUACCGUCAUGUUCCAAGUGCGCGAGAGCUGGCGUGACCUGCAUUGAUGUCGACAACUUAGGGUCUGGCGCCGGGAUGCCACGAGCCGCUCUCACCGACGCUUUAGCUCGCGUGGAAUGGCUUGAGGACCUGGUCCGGAAACGCCUACCUGACAUCGACCUCAAUGAACCAAUACAUGGCAGCAAGACAUGGCCUACGCCACCGGCUAAGCGUCGGAACACUGGAACUCAAGCAGAGGAUGAUGGCUCGCUGCUAGUAGAAGCCCAACCGGCAGCAUUCGAUCUCGGUCUGAUCUCUUCCAAUCUCUGUGUGCCACGCUUAAACUACUUCGGCGCGUCGUCAGGCUCCCUCUUCACGCGUCUGCUUCGGAGUAACAAAGGUGGUAACCAUGCACUAUCCAAUCUACCGACUCCAACCAACUUAGAUGAUUCCGCCCCACUUGAUGGUGUGGUGCCGCCUGUUCAUGGGGGCUCAUGUCCCGAACCCGCCCGUAUACUGGCCUUGGUUGACGAACUACGCACGAUACUGCCUCCACGAGAUGAAUGCGAUAGAUUAGUGCGCAUGUUCCUCUUCCACUAUCACCCGAUAUAUCCCAUCCUGCAUUGGCCAAGUCUGUAUGCGUUGGUUGCUGCACUGUAUUCAAGCAUCGAGCCUUCAUCAGUAUCAUCUCUACAGGCUAAUGGUUGGCCGGCCCAUGUAGCUCCGUUUUCAUAUAACGGCGAGCUCGCUUGUGUUGACAGCGAAGAUGUGUCUCCCAUAUCACUUCCUACCGCCGCUGCUAUACUGCUCUCUGUCCUUAGCGCAGCCUCAUAUCUUCAAGCUCACAACAUUCGUUUUGGACCAGAUCCUCGACGAUACGACGAUAAAGCUUUCGCCCUAACGUCUACUGCACUAGCCGAGAUAUCGCUCCCGUCAGUGCAGUUGGUCGUUCUUUCCGUUAUCCAAGGAUUUCUCAGCCAGCGAAGUGGCAAUUCCUGGGUGCUGUUAAAUCUCGGUAUGGCUUAUGCUAUCGAUAUGGGUAUCCACCGCAAUACUUCACUUUCUGGCCGCUUUUCGGUGCUUACUUUUCAGAUGCGUCGACGUUCAUUCUUUUGCCUCUACAGACUUAAUAGGCUCAUCAGCGCAAUCCAGGGGAGACCAUUAAGCUUUCAUGAUGAUACGCUUGACCUCACAAUGCCCGAAGUUUUCCCAAGUCCAGGAGAUGAGGUUUCAGAAAGUGACCAAGCCCACCUGAGCUACUCUAUUACUCGGUUUCGCUGGGCAUGCUUAGUGUCUGAAAUUAAACAAAAAUUAUACCAGAUCUCCUCUUCUAAACUUUCUGAAUCCUCACGAUCGUCCAUACAGUCAGAUGUACAUGCUCGGUUGGAUGCAUGGCUUGUUGAAGUCCAACAAAGUGUUGAAUCGAUCUCCAAACCUAAUACUAGCCCGCUCCUGAUCAAAGCCCGAAUCGAUUAUCACUACGCAGUUGCGCUGUUAUAUCAGCCAUCUCUUGCUUGCCCGCGUCCCGAUACAACCGCACUUCGUCACUGUUUCGAGAGUGCAACUGAGCGUGUUCACCUAUUCUGGUCUCUAUAUGAAGAAAAGGGCCUCAUUCUGAGUUGGCCGACUGCACAAGGUAUUUCUCUCGCCGGAACCACGCUAGCUUACUGCGUCUGUGCCUCAGAGGAAAUUCUUGCCUCACUUUCCUUUGCAAAGCUGUCGGCAGAUUUGCGACUGUGCUCCAGCUUACUAACUCUGGGAGGCGAGUGGUGGGAGUCAGCACGAAGAGGGAGUAAAAACUUUCACCGUCUUGCUAACCUCACCAUGGACGCACUGUUUAACAGGGGCGAACAUGCACCGAAUGGUAUUGAGACAAGGAAUCAAGCCAACCAAUCUAAUGUUGACAUCCUCACCAUCCCGAGUACUUCAUCAACAGACGCCGAAGCGGAAAUCAACGUUGAGGAUAUGCUAUAUUCUUUUCUUCAAAGCGGCUUUAGCCUAACGGAUAUGCCUGGGGAUUUGAGCCCAGAUGCUUUUGUGUCACGUACGGAAACCGACUGGGAUAAUUUGCUUCAGACUGAUUAUCAGUCAUCGGAUAAUCUGGGGAAUUUCAACUUGGGUCUCUUUGAACCGCCUGCCUGAACUUCUUUGUGGUACGCGACUCCUCCCAAUGCGGAGGGUGCUAGAGGCCGAAAUGGCGCCCCACUUAUUAAUUAGGUAUUGUAGAUGGAGGAGGUAGCGGGGGGUCUGCAGGGGCGAUUUAUGGGGAUGGGACGCUAUAAGAAGCGGAGGCCCCGGGGAGGGCUUCGGAAGGUGACAGACAGUUCUGGGUGGUAUAUCACUGGCAGGUGACACCCGCACGUUCAACUCCUAGGAUUGAGGCCGGGCCCCCGCUAGCCCCUAUAAGGCCCCCAAAUGGCCCUGCGCAGAGAAGCUGUGUAGACACAAAAUGGGGCGGGCGGCGUGGGGAAUUAGGGGAUUAGGUCCUUGACGGCCGCCCUGGCGGCCACUAAAUCAAGACUGUCAUCACCUAGAGGCCGGGUACGGUCGUUAAACUGCG